Molecule: messenger RNA, 1837 nt
Organism: Cynara cardunculus var. scolymus (artichoke)
Lineage: Eukaryota; Viridiplantae; Streptophyta; Magnoliopsida; Asterales; Asteraceae
Product: low-temperature-induced cysteine proteinase-like
Exons: 5
Coding region: 9-1544 (511 amino acids)
Cellular component (GO): lysosome
Molecular function (GO): cysteine-type endopeptidase activity
Source: RefSeq, a predicted model, not a curated record
CAUUCAAAAUGGGCACCUCAAAUUCCAUCAUCACUCUUCUUCUCUUGAUCAUAUGUCUUUUGUCGUUUACGUUAACAUUCUCAAUAUCAACUCUUCCCACUGAGUUCUCGAUACUUGAGGGUCAAGAAACUGACGUUUUAUCAAGUGAGAAGGUCUACGAACUAUUCGGAAAAUGGAAGGAGAUGCACGGAAAGACAUACGAGCACGAAGCCGAGGAGGCACAGAGGCUCGGGAAUUUCCAAAAGAGUUUGAAGUACAUAUUGGAGAAGAACUCAAAGCGGAAAUCAGAGACAGAACAUAUGGUGGGACUGAACAAAUUUGCCGAUUUAAGUAAUGAGGAAUUUAAGAAGAUGUAUUUAUCGAAAAUUAAGGGGCCUAGACGAAAUACAUUAAAGAUGAGGGGCGAGAACGGAAAUACGACUUCGAAUUUGAGGUCUUGUGAUGCACCCACUUCUUUGGAUUGGAGGGACAAAGGAGUUGUUACACCAAUGAAGGACCAAGGGCAGUGUGGAAGUUGUUGGGCGUUCUCUGUAACGGGGGCCAUUGAAGGUGCACAUGCAAUAGCCACAGGUGACCUCAUUAGCCUCUCAGAACAAGAGCUUGUUGAUUGCGACACAAACGAUUACGGGUGCGAUGGCGGAAACAUGGACACUGCUUUUAGGUGGAUUAUUAAAAACGGUGGGCUGGAUUCCGAAGCCGAUUACCCUUAUACGAGCUCUAAUGGCUAUGGAAGUAAAUGCAUCACAGCGAAGGCGAAAAAGUCAGUUGUAUCAAUCGAUAGCUACGUAGAAGUCGAAUCAAACGGAGACGCACUCCUUUGUGUCGUGGCCAAGCAACCCGUGACUAUUGGUAUCGAUGGCUCAGCUUAUGACUUUCAACUAUACACCGGUGGUAUUUACAAUGGCGAAUGCUCGAGUGAUGCAUAUAGCAUGGACCAUGCGGUGCUUGUAGUUGGUUAUGGUUCAGAAGGUGGCGAAGAUUAUUGGAUCGUCAAGAACCAAUGGGGUACGUAUUGGGGAAUGGAAGGGUACAUUUUGAUGAAAAGAAACACAGAUAUCAAAAACGGGGUUUGUGGGAUGUAUAACGAGGCGAUUUACCCUGUCUCCUCUAUCCCAACGCCGCCUGGUCCACCACCACCACCAACUCCACCAUCUCCGAUGCACCCACCACCAUCUCCAGUGCACCCACCACCAUCACCAACUCCACCGGCUCCUAGCAAGUGUGGUGAAUUCUCAUAUUGUGCAGCAGACCAAACAUGUUGUUGCAUCUUUGAGUUCUAUAAUUAUUGCUUGAUCCACGGUUGUUGUGGUUACACAAAUGCCGUUUGCUGCAAGGGAACUUCGUCUUGUUGCCCUAGCGAUUAUCCCAUUUGCGACGUUAAAGAUGGAUACUGCCUUAAGAAUUCCGGCGGUACUUUUGGAGUUGCAGCAAAGAAACGACAACUAGCGAAGCACAAGAUGCCAUGGGAGAAGAUCGAGGAAACACUGGUGGAAGAGUACCAACCGCUCGUGUGGAAGAGGAACCCAUUUGCAGCAGCUGUUUAGAAACAGAUAAAAAUGAUGUUUUAAUCAGAUCCCUUAACCCUAUGGUUUUAUGUAGUAUUUAAAGCUUUUAGAACCUUUCGAACCUUAAACCAUGUUACAUAAAUGUAUUUCUCAAAAAUACGUCACAUUGGUGAUAUUUUACGACCAUCUGUGUCGCUAAACUCCACCAUGGUCCAGACGUAUUUCUUGAAAGUAAGUUGCGAUUGUGAAAUUUUUAGUCGCUUUUCCAUCAGUAAUUUUACCGUCACAUAAUGGUUUGUAGCAUAAAUAUAAUUCAUAUGAUUUGUGCAUUA